Molecule: messenger RNA, 2026 nt
Organism: Phalacrocorax carbo (great cormorant)
Lineage: Eukaryota; Metazoa; Chordata; Aves; Suliformes; Phalacrocoracidae
Source: RefSeq, a predicted model, not a curated record
CCAGCGCUCGCAUCACAGUUGGUCCCCUCUGUCCCCUGGUGCCCUUGGACACCCCGGCAGCAGCAGGACCUCAGACUGGGCUGCUUGACAGGGGUGCAGGGAGAGGCAAGACCACCAUCCCCAGCAAGCAGUCCUUACCAAGCUUCCCCAGUCCCGCUGUGUCACCUACCUCUUGCAAGCAGACAGUGGCUCUUGCAGAAGUCUUGGAAGACUUUCACACAGUCCUCCUCAAUUUACUAAAGAAAGGCCAUGUCUGCUUUUGAUCUGACGAACCAGAGCAUGCAGCGUACAGAGCCUGAGAUAGAAUGUAUCGUCCCGCGGAUGAAACUGAGGGAUGAGAUGUUUGUCUAUAUUGAUGGUAAAUGGGUGAAUGAGAUCUACUGCCAGCCACCCUUUGCUUCCCACCAUAUAUUCUUUGGCAAGAAAGCACAGAAUAAGUGGAGCAUCUGGGAGGAGAACAGAGCACUCUGGGAGGAAAUCCAAGUCCUCCGGAUGGAAAACAGGAUGCUCUGGGAAGAAAACAAGGCUCUACAAUCUCUCCAGUCACAGAGUAAAGCUGUCCAGAUUAUUUACACUGAUGUCAUUCAGCAAAGACUCCAGAAGGAAAAUAAGCCAUUACCAUUCUUCCAAGAGAGGAAGAUAGGCUUUCAGGUCAGCCCAGGCAACAAGGGUCUCCAGGCAGUCCAGGAAGAUAAUACAGUCUUAGAGGAUUUCCAGCAGGAAAAUAAAACAAUCCCCAUCACCUGGAAAGGCCAAAAAGCCAUCACAGUCCAUGAAGAGAGCAAAGAUACUAGCUCAGAUCAGAAGGACAUCACAGAAGAUCAGACAGACAUCAGAUCAGAAGAUGUCAUCACAGCUGUGGAAGAAGGAAACCCUGGCCCAGCUCCCCAGCAAGAACGUGGAGCUAAAAAGAAGACUACUACUCCAACCCAGAAUGAGGCUGAGUCUGCCCCAAGCACACAUGGUGAGUAUGAAAUCCUCCGGGCUCUCCAGAACUUAUACGAACUGCUCCAUGUCUUCCUGAAAGUGAAUCAUCUACUUGGGGAGAAACAGGGCUGUCACAUUCUCUAUGAUGUGAACAGAACCUUCCAAGAAGAUUACAAUAAACUGAAGCUGCAGCUGAAUGCUGUGAAAAAUACUGUGUCAGACAUUACAGCUCAAAUGCAAAUGCUGGAGAAGGAGCUCAUUGCCAUCACUUCCCCAGUGUAUGAAGAAGCAGGACAGAAGCUGGCAACUGAGUAUCAGCUUGGAGAGAUGUGAAGCUUGGUGCUAAGACCUGCUAGUUCAAUUUCCUGGAAAGCUUCUCUCUUUGUUUCAGGGAACCUAAUAAAAUCCCAGUAGAGCCUGAAGACAUCUGGCAGACAUUGUGUUAUUCUGAAACUUUCUUUCAUUACUUAGCUGUAUUUCACACUCUGAUUACACAGUGUGGGUGACUGUCAUGAAAUUGCUUAUUGUCAAGAAAACAUGUUUUUCCAAAGUUUCUGAUAAUAAGACCUAGAUUUUCAAGAGACAAUUCAUGCUCUUCACACUUAAUUUGACCCUUAUGUUGGCCAUACUUUUCAGAGGGAUGGGCACUUCCUGAAAAUGAGAAUCCCAACCAUGACCUGAAUUUGGAUCCCCAGUGGCCUCUUUUUUCUCAUGGCUGGCCAAGCUCAAUGGCUGAACUGUGUCUUCUGCCACGUACCAGCCUUCCCUCUUUCAUCUAGGAUAAGCAGCGGAUCAUGGAAAAUGUAGCCUCACAGAGGAGAGAGGCCCAUGAAAGAAAAUGGGGCAUAGAAAAACACACUAUAUGUGCCAUAUAUAUAUAUUCUUGCUCUUUCCUUUUCCCAGUCCCACAUUCCCACUUAAAUUGUUGUCUCUUUCCCUUGUUUAAAGCUCUUCCUCAGAAGAGAAUCCGUCUCCUGCCUCAGAGUAACAGGACCAUAAAGCAAACGUCACCCACCAGAACAGCACGUCCCCUUCCGCCUUGGUUAUUUGUAAAUUACCUUCAUCAUUUUGUAUCUUAAUUAAGCUUAAUUCUUCUCAA